This is a messenger RNA of Linum trigynum, 1256 nucleotides long. Lineage: Eukaryota; Viridiplantae; Streptophyta; Magnoliopsida; Malpighiales; Linaceae. The record is from the annotation of a GenBank genome assembly.
CUAGCUCCGCCUGCUGCCGCCGUAAUUCCCAUCCCUAGCUCCUACCAUCAGCUGUUGCAUGGGCGCCGACUGUAACCUCCGGGGCCCCAUCCCGGACUCGCUCGCCCGGUUGCCCAAGCUGCAGAAUCUCGACCUCACCAACAACCGCCUCACCGGUUCCAUUCCGCCCUCCUUCACUCGUUUCACCAGCAUAGUCCAGAUUGAGCUCUACAACAACUCUCUCACCGGCGCUCUGCCCCAGGGCUUCUCCAAUCUCACGACCUUGAGGCCUUUCGACGCCUCCGUGAACGACUUGAUCGGGACCAUUCCCGACGAGCUCUGUGGGUUGGACCUCGAGUCGCUCAAUUUGUUCGAGAAUCGGAUUCAAGGGAGCCUGCCUGAGAGUAUAGCCAGCUCCCCCAACUUGUACGAGCUCAAGCUCUUCAAUAAUCAGAUGAACAGGACUCUGCCCGCUCGACUCGGUCUCAACUCCCCGUUGAUGCGGCUGGACGUCUCCUACAAUGGCUUCUCUGGUGGGAUCCCACCGAAUUUGAGCGCCAAAGGACUGCUUGACGAUCUGAUUCUCAUCCACAAUUCUUUCUCCGGGAACAUCCCGGAACAUCUCGAGAAAUGUCGUAGCUUGGGUCGAGUUCGAUUGAGGAACAACCGCUUGUCCGGGCCGCUCCCCGACGACAUGUGGGGACUACCCGGGAUGUACUUGCUUGAGCUCGACGGGAAUUCCUUAACCGGCCAAAUCUCCAGGAAAGUUUCCUCUGCUUUUAACCUCUCACUUCUGCUUAUGUCGAGGAACUAGUUUUCAGGUCCUAUACCUGUCGAGCUGGGAUUUUUGGGGAAUUUGAUUGAAUUCGCGGCCAGCCAUAAUCGACUCAGUGGCCGAAUCCCGCAGAGUUUGGCGCAGAUGAAUCAACUCGGCAGGCUGGUUCUAAGCAGCAAUGAAUUGUCCGGGGAGUUUCCCGCCUGAGCUCAAGGUUGGAACAGCUUGUUUGAGCUCAAUUUGGCCAACAACAACUUGUCCGGCCAAAUCCCAGCCGGGCUAGGAAGCUUGUCGGUGCUCAACUAUCUUGAUCUUUCAGGGAACCGGUUUUCAGGCAAAAUCCCAACAGAUCUCCAGAAGUAGAGCUGGGGUUUUUGGGGAAUUAGUGGCGAGGAAGCGCCCCUUUUCAAUUUGUAAUUAUAAUAUUUUUUUGUUUUAUUUAUUUUACCUUUAAUGUAAAAAUGAGUUGGAAAUGGUAGAAGAUUAAAAUUUAUUUUAUUUA